GUGAGGAUUCCCGCCCGCAGACGACCAGCGCGCCAUCGGACCCAGCACCGUUCGUCAGGCCCUCUUUCCCUGUCAAAGUCAGAGACCGCUCGGUGAUUGUUGGACUCUCCUCGGCGACCAUGAUGCGCAUCUGCUUCAGGAUUGGUGAGAUGCUGAACGCCUUUGCCAAGUGCGCUCGGGAGAAGCAAGAUGUGGUGCUGGAGCUCUUUGCGAGGGUGAACUAUUCGAGCCGGGAGUUGUCGGCCAGAGUACAGCAUUUCCAGCUCCGGGACCUUUUCACUGACCGACAACCGUUCUUGGGCGGCACACUCAAGGGCUAGAGGCUCGGCGGCGUCGUCGACGGCCACAGCAGCGCGUUCCUCGGGCCGAGUGGCAAGAACAAGCUGUGCCGGUGCGUUUGCAGACUCUCGUACGAUAGCAAGGCGGCCAUUGGGCGUACGGCGUCGAUUCUGUCCAUCAGAGAGACGGACUGGGAUGAGGUUCAGUGGGCGUUGAGGAUGGUUGCGAGGGAUGCGGCGUCAGAUGGCGGCGGUAGCUGUGAGGAGGGUAUGCUCUUCGGGUGUUUGAGUGGUGCAUCUUGAUGGAUUGGGAAGGAGGCAUAUGGGACGCAACUUGCUACACACACGUGGGGGAAGCCAUCUUUGGAACUGUAGGGCAGACUGAUCAAACGGAGCUCAUUGGGAUGAGAAAUCGCUGGAACAGGCGGAAGUGCUCCCAAUAACUGUACACAGUAAUGAAUCUUAAUGUUUGC
Molecule: messenger RNA, 751 nt
Organism: Colletotrichum destructivum
Lineage: Eukaryota; Fungi; Ascomycota; Sordariomycetes; Glomerellales; Glomerellaceae
Exons: 1
Coding region: 120-320 (66 amino acids)
Source: RefSeq, a predicted model, not a curated record